ACGCGGACGCACAGACCGCCGUGCCCGGCGCGCAGCCGCAGUGUCUUCUUGCUCCAGCUCCCGCCCCCGCUGGCUGGACGACGUGGAAGUUGCAGGCUGACCACCAGGCUUGGAGGUGUCCGCCUGGGAACCCGGAGGCCGGGAGCAGCGGAGGUGGCGGCGCCAGAGCUCAUCUAGGACUCGCUGCCGAGUCCCGGCCUGUCUGUGAGGAUCGGCGAGGGCGAGGGCGGCGGUUCAUCAUGGGUGGCUUUUUCUCAAGUAUUUUUUCCAGUCUCUUUGGAACCAGGGAAAUGAGGAUUUUAAUUUUGGGAUUAGAUGGUGCUGGAAAAACUACAAUUUUGUACAGAUUACAGGUUGGAGAAGUUGUCACUACUAUUCCCACUAUUGGAUUUAAUGUAGAGACGGUGACAUACAAAAACCUCAAAUUCCAAGUUUGGGACUUAGGCGGGCAGACAAGUAUCAGGCCAUACUGGAGAUGUUACUACUCAAACACAGAUGCAGUCAUCUAUGUGGUUGACAGCUGUGACCGAGACCGGAUUGGCAUCUCCAAGUCUGAGUUAGUGGCCAUGUUGGAGGAAGAAGAGCUGAGAAAAGCCAUCUUAGUGGUGUUUGCGAAUAAGCAGGACAUGGAGCAGGCCAUGACUCCCUCAGAAAUGGCCAAUGCGCUCGGGUUACCUGCCCUGAAGGACCGAAAGUGGCAGAUAUUUAAAACGUCGGCCACCAAAGGCACCGGCCUUGACGAGGCCAUGGAAUGGCAAGUACCCUGUGUUUGAAGGCAGCUGUGCGUGCACGUGGGG
Molecule: messenger RNA, 797 nt
Organism: Acomys russatus (golden spiny mouse)
Lineage: Eukaryota; Metazoa; Chordata; Mammalia; Rodentia; Muridae
Gene: Arl1
Product: ADP ribosylation factor like GTPase 1
Exons: 5
Coding region: 240-773 (177 amino acids)
Biological process (GO): vesicle-mediated transport; intracellular protein transport
Cellular component (GO): Golgi apparatus; cytoplasm
Molecular function (GO): GTP binding; GTPase activity
Source: RefSeq, a predicted model, not a curated record